This is a messenger RNA of Gloeophyllum trabeum ATCC 11539, 882 nucleotides long. RefSeq lists its product as uncharacterized. The transcript is spliced from 6 exons. The coding region runs from base 161 to 781 and encodes 206 amino acids. NCBI's taxonomy places the organism in Eukaryota, Fungi, Basidiomycota, Agaricomycetes, Gloeophyllales, Gloeophyllaceae. The record is from RefSeq and is a predicted model, not a curated record.
GUCCACGCAUCCUCUCCUUGAGUUCGGGCUGCUUCCGCUUUGUUUGAGUCGUCCGAAAUUUGGUAGAGGAACAUCCACGUGUAGAAUACAAGUUCAAUACCCAGGUUUGACAGCUUACUCCACCCUCUAUUCUCCAUUUUCAACAUUCAACACUUGACGAAUGCCUGAGAUGGUCGGACAUACCUCUUCCAGAGGCGAUCACAAUGAAGGAGAGUUUACCCAAACGGACGAGCAGACCGCUCUGAAGCAGCUUCUGACGGUCGCUACAACCGUCCUGUCCCAAGCAGUCGAUUUAGUGGAUAAUGUUUUGACUUCGGAUGACCAGCUAACAGUGCAGUCGCAAUACCUGCCUGGUUCGACCAUCGGCAAACAUCUUCGACAUGCUCGCGAUCACUUUGUCAUCCUACUAGACUGCAUCUCGUCUUCGCCGCCGUACAUUUUCAACUAUGACGUCCGAUCGAGGAAUACACCCAUGGAGACAAGCUUGCAAGCUGCUCGCAAUGCUCUACUGCAGACCAUCACUCAACUGGAGACCGUGGUUCCUAAUGCUCGUCUAGACGAAUCCAUGACCCUGAAUGCCAUCACGCCCUUCCCGCAGGUAUUACAGACGUCCUUCGGGAGAGAGCUGUGGUUUGGCGCGCUACACGCGGUGCACCACUGGUCAAUGAUUCGUGUCAUAGCAGGGGAAAUGAACCUCACACUCGAGGAGUCCUUCGGCUUUGCACCCUCAACUCUGGUCCACAAGGGGAGCGACGCGCCACUAGGGAAAGCGAAAUAUUAAUGGUAGACAUUGGACUUCCGUUCGUUGACCGUGUGUGUAGUAGCAUUUGGUAGCAAGGGUCCUUUGCUACACCGGAAUACAUGGAUUCUAUUUCACUGUCA